UACAAAGCCAUGUAACUGAACCGGGACUAAUAUGAAUACUGCCCUGUGAUGUACUAGUGACGUCGUCUGGGCGCGCUUCCUCCCGCCGGACUACCGCGCCAUCCUCCAGCUGCACCAGGCGCCGGCGCGACGCCUCCCCCUCUCGCGCUCCGGCUCCAUGGCGGGGGCGGGGGCGGCGUCGGCGACCUCGAGCAAGAAGGAGGCCUUCCUCGGGCUGACCGAGGUGGCCGUGCUGGUGGACGGCGGCGGCAUGGCGGUGUGCCUGGCCAGGGGGAGCGGGGCCGAGUGCGUGGCGCUGUCGGCGAGGAGGCUCAGCCUGCCGUGGGAGGACGGCGAGUUCAGCUGGAGGUGGACGCCCCACCCGCUCUCCAGGUUCGCGGAUGUGGCCCAGCUGGUGGAUUGCACGUGCCUGGACAUCUACGCUCGGCUCCCCACCGCGGCGCUGACGCCAGCCACCGCCUACGCAGCGUACCUCGUCUUCGCCACCACGGACGCCCACCGCGGCCUGAGCUUCCCGGACCAGGAGACAACGGUUAGCGUGGGCGGCAGUGCCCCGUCCCGCCAUACCGUGUGCCUUCGCCCCGACGCCGCCGAGGCACACAGGUUCAGAGGCGGGAAAGGCACGGACGACGUUGACGUGAGGGGGUCAGCGCUGCGCGGUGACGGGUGGUGGGAGGUGGAUAUGGGGCAGCUGUGCACCGGUAACGAGGCAGUGGUGGGGGAGGAGGUGUCGGUGAGCUUUGAGAUGCUGGGUUGGUACCCCAAGCGCGGGCUCGUCGUGGAAGGCAUCGAGUUCAGGCCCCUAUGAUCAAAUCGAUAUCUGAGAUGGCCUCGAGUUAAUACGGAUGUGUACAUACCCGUUAAAAGGAAUAGGGAUGUGUAUAUUGUUUGUACUCUACGCUGAAUGUCGGUUCAUCUAGUCGAUGAGCUAGCACGCGGUUUGCGUGCAGUUUGUGAAUAGUGAUUUGAACAACUUUGUUUCGAGUUUCCAGUGUCUUAACUAGUGAUAUCAGAGGCUUAUUCUUCUUACUUUUCUGCAUUGCAUCAGAGACAUUUUUUAGAAACACAGCAUGGGCGCAUACGCUCAUAUACACGCACAAACACUUAGUCAUAUGAAUGCACGAAAACACACCCUAUC
Aegilops tauschii subsp. strangulata is the source of this 1138-nucleotide messenger RNA. RefSeq names its product F-box protein PP2-B10-like. NCBI's taxonomy places the organism in Eukaryota, Viridiplantae, Streptophyta, Magnoliopsida, Poales, Poaceae. The record is from RefSeq and is a predicted model, not a curated record.